AUGGCCUAAAAAAAUAUUGCAAACGAAGAGAAAAACAAAUUGGGUCCUACAUUAGAAUUUUGCAAACACGAUAAGAAAAUAAGAAAAUAAAAAAAUUGGGUCCUACACGUAACCAUGGAUUUUGGGGUGACUCACUGAAAAUUCAACGAGAAACGUGGCUUACAUCCACAUUUCAAUGUUAAGCUCUCCCACUACCUUGAUUCGGUUAAGUUUCUCAUCUCUCUCUCGGAACACUUAGGGACACAUGUUUUGUUUCUUUUUGGCUAAAGAGAGACAUAUUAUGCUUAGAACCUUGUGUGAGGAUCAUUUGUGAAGUCAUUUCUCCCCCUUCUUUGGUGUGUUCUUUACGUGUUUCUUUGUCUGCUUGUUCAUUUUGAAGAUAAGCCUAAAAAUGGAAGUUCUUGGCUUUCUUGGAAAUCAGAGUGUGAUUUAUGUGGGUUUUGGUUCUUGGAUCCAUUUCUUCUGAUUCCUUUGGGAUAUGACCUUGGCAAUAAGAGGCUUAUAUGAUUCUGGAGCUUUCAAGUUUAUAUCGAUUAGUUGGUGACAGAUGAUUGAAAACAAAGUUGUCUGCCAUUGGUUUGCUUUGUUAGAUUAGAGGCUCAAGAUGGAUGAUACAUCUGCCAAUGCUCAGAAGGAUGGCCAGGGUAAAGAGGAUUCAUUGCAUAGCUUGAACCAUGGAAGAGAAUUAUCUGGUGACAAUGAGCCGGACUGUUCCCAAUCAAAAUCGGAGAGGGUGAUGAGAAGGGUAUAUUCACAUCACUAUCUGCAUUUAAAAGUUAAGCAAUUGCAACGCAGUAAAAGUUGCAUCAAAGAUUCAUUCCUUAGAGGCAUUCAUGUCUUAGACAAUUGGAUUCCAAAGCAUAUAACAACAAUCGAUGAGAAAUAUCUUCGUCGUUGCCUGGAAUUUAUACAUGCCAGCACUUCUCAGUCGGCUCCAUGCAAUGCCUCUAUGCACUUGGAUUGGGGAAACAUGGGUUUUUUCUCUGAUGGCCUGAAUAUAGCUAAAACUGGGAGUGAAAAUACAUAUGGUUUGGCCAGGUUUGAUUUUGACUGUCCAUUAGCUGGGACUGGGAAUGUGGUCAUUAGCCCAGCGGAACAGUGGAUUGUUGGUUCGAUCAUGGGUAGCAAGAGCAUGGUGAAUAUACUAAAGAGUCCUUUAUUGCUCCGGUAUGGUUCAUAUGACGGUGAUGCCAAUUUUGAGAAAGUGAGUUCCAGCGAGGUUAAAGGACCAAUAUGUUUUAAUUUGAUGAACUCUCCUAGUGGAUUACGUAGUUAUUCACCACACAAGCUUGAUAAAGAAGCACAAAUUCCUGGAAGCCAUAAAUUUGGAUCAGAGACUUUGCACAAAAGGCUUAUUUCUAUGUCGAGCUCAAACUCUACAUGUUCUGAUCAGUCUUCUUCUUCUCCGUCUGCUUCUGUUACUCAGGGGACCCUCCAAUGCACAUGGAAGGGUGGAAACCCACAUUUUGUCUUCUCCAUAGACAAUCAGAAGUUGGUCUAUGUGGCUAACUUGUAUAAUGUUGAUUCAGCAGAUGAUAAGGCUCUGGAGUAUGUGUAUUUAUUCCAUUCAAGAAAAGGUUCCCAAAAGGAACAUAUGAAUCAUGAUAAAGAGUCGCACCUUGUAGGUAAGAUGAAGGUGUCAACUUCUUUUGCUCUUUGCCCAAAAAAUUCAAGAAUCACGCAGAGAGAAUUUGUUUUAUUCGGUUAUGAAAAUUACGUGGGAGAGUGGCAAAGUUCAAGCCAUGACCUCAGGAAGAACAAGGGAUUGUCAAGCAGGGUGGCAGAAGUGUUCAGGACCAGUAACUCAUCCAAGAGGAGAACUAACUCCAGAUUUGGUGGAUCCGGUGCCAUACUGGAGAAUUCUUCUUGGGAGCCAUUUCAAGAGAGAGAUAACAACAUCGAUGCACUUGGUGGCACCAAUCUUUUAGAAAAUCAUCUUCCACCAAAUCUUGAAUUGGCUGCCAUUUUGGUGAAAGAUCAUCUCCCUGAAAAGCGUCAGGAGAAGGCUGGAGGUUGGGGCUUGAAUUUUCUCAAGAAAAUGGCUGUAACACAAGCAGAAGAUGUGAAAUCCUCAGUGCUCCCUGCCUGUUGUGCCCAAGAUAGUGGUGAUUGCUCAACAAGCAUUGAUAUUCUCAUUCCAGCUGGUCUUCACGGAGGUCCAAGGACCAGAAAUGGUGGUCCUUCUAGUCUUAUUGAUAGGUGGAUAUCAGGUGGACACUGUGACUGUGGUGGCUGGGACCUAGGCUGUCCAUUAACAGUACUUAAAAGCAGAUCAGCCCACAAAGAGUUUUCAUCUCAAGCAGAUACGCAAGGGGAGUGCAAGUUAGUUGAUUUAUUCAUAGAGGGUUCAGAGAAUGGUGCCCCCCCCAUGAGUAUGGUGAAUGUCCAUGAUGGCUUGUAUUUUGUGCACUUUCAGUCAACAUUGUCAGCUCUGCAGUCCUUCUCAAUUGCAGUAGCAUUUAUCCAUACCCAAAAAGUCCCAGUCUCCAACCAAAAUAUGUACAGGAGUUGACAUAGAAAGAUUUGUGGUUCAGCUUGAUCUAGUUGUAACUCCCCUACUGUAUCACAGCACUUUGUAAGUCAAAAUUUAAGUAAUUUAUACAUGAAGUAGGUUGUUCAUUUUUGAAGUCUUUUGUUUUGAUAGAAUGUUUAGGAUCAUAAUGUUCUUGCUGGUGAUUGGGAUUGGUUAUCCUUUGACUUUCGGUCAAGAAACUCAUGUAACCUCUAUUCUAUGAUUGAUUGUACAAUUAUUUUUUAUGAAAAGACAUAUUUUUUUAUGAAAAAAUAA
Populus trichocarpa (black cottonwood) is the source of this 2788-nucleotide messenger RNA. RefSeq lists its product as uncharacterized. The record is from RefSeq and is a predicted model, not a curated record. NCBI's taxonomy places the organism in Eukaryota, Viridiplantae, Streptophyta, Magnoliopsida, Malpighiales, Salicaceae. Bases 605 to 2512 code for a protein of 635 amino acids. The transcript has 3 exons.